Messenger RNA from Porites evermanni, 1011 nucleotides. Lineage: Eukaryota; Metazoa; Cnidaria; Anthozoa; Scleractinia; Poritidae. The record is from the annotation of a GenBank genome assembly.
AUGAAUUCAAGUUCAGCCCCAGACUCGGCGAGGACUGUUCAUGGAUGUGAUCAGGCCAUCUCGCAAGGAUCUCUGGAUCAUACUACACCGGAGGCCUACGCCUGGCUUGUCUUCAUAACCGUCAUCAGCAUCAUUACUUCUCCUAUUACAUUUUCUUUAAAUGCACUGAUCAUAAUCGCUGUGAAAACCAAGCACCGAGUGAAGACUAAGUCUAAUUUAGCGAUCGCCUGUUUGUCCUCUACUGAUGGGAUAACGGGAGUGAUUGGCCAACCUCUUUUUAUCUCUUGGGUGACGGCAGAACUGCAAGGAAACAUCUCUAGUACGUACUGUAUAAGAACACUGUUAUCAAGAAUCGCUUUGAGGGUAUUAGGUAUUGCAUCACUAUCUCACUUGGCCAUGAUGAACGUAGAGAGAUACAUUGCUAUCAAACAUCCCCUGCAGGACGAAACCAUCGUCACCGAGAAUCGCCUCACUUGUUUGUCCGUUCUCCUGUGGAUCACAGUCAUUCUAUUAACAGUGCCUUUAUCUUUCGCUGAUAAUAACAUUUAUCUUACUGUUGACAAUAGUAGCAUGUUUUUAUGCAUGGCCAUUAUAAUCUACUGUCAAAUCGUGCUUUACUACGAAACACGUCGGCAUCAAAAAGAAAUCGCUGCCCAGCAAGUAUCGUUGGAAGCCAGAGAGAAAUUCUUAAAGGAGAAAAAAGCUUUUAAACUGACAACAACAGUACUUUUCUUUUUAAUACUGUGUUAUUUACCUUUAAUAUUAGCACGAACGCUAAUAUCAAAGUCUGUCAUCAAAUCAGUCAAUUUAGCAUACAUCGCCCUCUUUGCAGGCAUAAUUGUGGCAAUUUUCAACUCGAUUGUAAACCCAAUUAUAUACUGUGUAAGAAUAAGACAGUUUCGUGUUGCGUUUAUUCAGCUGGUGUUUAGGAAAAGCAAUACGCAAGCUGAAAACAUGGAAAAACGAGUUUUUGCAAGAUUGAACCGGGUGAUGCCGCAUCAGGAGGUCUAG